Molecule: messenger RNA, 2917 nt
Organism: Cercospora beticola
Lineage: Eukaryota; Fungi; Ascomycota; Dothideomycetes; Mycosphaerellales; Mycosphaerellaceae
Source: RefSeq, a predicted model, not a curated record
CUCGCACCAUGAAUAUGCGACAAGUCGUCCGGCAAAGUCACGGGCAUGCAGAGUUCCGCUGGUCUUGUUUGAUGCCAAACAAGGGGCCUGGCAUGUUUCAUCCACCGUGAACUGAGUAGACUUCUCUCGUCCUUCUUUUGCUCUGCAACUGCCAUCACUGACGGCGCAGGAACGGCCAGCAUUCGAGAGCAGCAUUGCCACAAUGGCCCCGAAUGCUGGAUGGAACACAUACCGAUUGUACAAAGAAGGGACCACGAAAUUGACCACCUGGCUCGUGGAUAAUGCUCUACGCUGCAAGGCUGAUGUCCAGACGAGCGCUUCCCGAAACACAAAUAAUGGCGAGGCGAGCUCGAAGUCGAAGUACACAGUGCCUCUCACCCAGUUUGUAAGGAUGGCCAAAACCAUCGCCCACUCAACAGAUCCCAGGAUCCGCAUCUCCCAGAAUAUCUUGGCCCUGAUCAAAUACACCAUCAGUAUGCGAAAGCAUGCGGCGACCUUCUUCUCCAAAAUGGCUUUCAAUGCCGGAAAUGACGAGCUGCUCAAAUCUAAUGCUAGCCACCAAUACUUCAUUGAGAUCUUGGAGCAAGUUCUGAACAUUCUGGACCCAAGCAACCAGAAGGAUAAGGACAUCAGCGAUGAAGUGGAUCUUCCCAACACGUUUAGUGCGUUGACAGUCGAAGAACCCACGUCAGAAGGCACGGCGCCUCCCGAAUUACCUGAACAGCGAGCGAACGUCGAUGUUUCUUACGAGCCAGAGGCGGACGAUUUCGACAACGCAUUUGCCGUGUUCUCCUUCUUCGAGGAUCUGAACAGCAUCCGAGAAUUCAUUUCGGGUGUUUGGGUGGACUAUGCGAAUGGCCAGCUUGACCUUAUGAGUGCGGCCGUCACCACAGACACCGGCUUUCGCAUGAUCAAAGACAGCUGCGAAGCUCUUAUCGACAGUCCAGCUUUCAUCGAGAUUAGAGACUCUGAUGUCUGGGACCGGUUGCCAUGGAAUGGCAAUCGGGACUACAUGAUCGCAGUUGCAUUUCUGGCAGAACAUUUCGGAGGUGAAAGCGAGGCUCUUAGAGAAUGGACUUGUGGAAAUGCGAACAACAUGUUGAGCUCUUUUGCUCAAAUCUUGACAUCACGCAAAGUUCCAGUACUGAAGCCGGAUCAUUAUGGAGUCUACAAACCCGAGCAGGAUAGAUCAGCAAUGAGCCUCGAGGAGCAGGAUCAGGAAGACCUGAUCAUUACGAUGAACCUGCUGCAGGAGUUCACGAAGUUGUCUCGUGCCCACGUGGAUCUACCCGUUGAGGACGAGCUCACCCGAGGCAUUCGUCUCAUGACAGACACUUGUGAUGCACGACAACUGCCUAUGUUUGCUGGGUUUGCCUUCCAAAUCCUUCUGGAUAUACACAAUAGUCUGCGCAAUCAUGUACUGCAAGCGCACUGCGAUCUACAGAACCAUGCAAGGAGAAUCGUUGGCAUCAUGGACGACUAUCUCAGACUUUCUAAGAAUCGGCGGAUCGACACGUGGGCACCAACGAACGAUGAAGUGCUUCGUAUGAUCAAGGAGACCGCAAAUUUUUGGGUCUUGGACGACAUUAUGACCAAUUUGCCGCUUCCGGUUCCAGAAGGCGCGCCUAAGAUGCCAAGCUUCUACCUGCUGAAAAAUCACCCCGUCCUGGCCGGUCUACUCCUCUUCCAUCUCAACCUUCGCGUGCAAGACGCUGGUAUCAGUUUGUGCAAUGCUUGGGGCUCUGUGCUCUACCCAGCUCAUCUUUACAACGCAUGUCAACAAAGCGCCGGGCUGACAGCUCCAUGGCGCGACAUCGAGUACAUGAUAGAAACCCACUCUGCGAAGCGUCUCUUCGUGGGAGCGCCUCCUUCUGAGCCAAGCGAUUAUCUGAAGAGAUUCGUUCUCGCCCUUGGUGGCAGCGCUGCCACCUUUGCACGCAACCGUCGACCGGGUGGUGGCCGAUCCCUGAUCGUACAUUCGAAAAAGGGCCCACGAGGCUUGAAAACCACCACGCCUGUUCGAGACACGUUCGAGCCACGAUACGUUGACCACGAUCAGGCUGUGGUGUCCAAAGCUAAUCUGGUUGCCAUGCUGUCAGUUGCCAUGAAAGCGCGUAGAACAAACUCGCCUUCCGUGGAUCUAUCAGUUCUACACGCACAGAUCACCACCCAGCGUGAUCUAACACCUACGCAGGUUCUACAAGUUGUUCGAGAGGGCAUGGCUGGCGAAGAGCAUCACCUGUUCGACUACAUCAAUCUCCAUUUUCGUGGAUACAAGCUCCUGCGAAUGCUGCACACUCAUCUUACAGGUCAAUUGUCUCGCUACUUUGGCCCAAAUUUCAUUGAGAACGAGUCGGAGCUGCCAUUCAUAAUUGGCUAUGUCUUCGAAGUCAUGGCCGGCUCUGAUCGGAUCGCUCAAGCGCUCCAAUUAGAGCUCGGAGGCAGCAACAUGCUUCACACAGCUGCAGAAACGAUGAAGGCUUUUCUGGAAGACGGCACGAAUGCUCGCCAAGGUCUCAUCAAUACAAAGGUCUGGACCAGAGCAUACCACUUCCAUCACCGUCAAGGCACUGUCGAUCAGCUGAUGGCAAGCAUAGCCGAUGAAUGGUGAACCGUGGUGCGGAUAUUGUAAACGAGUGCGUGGCAGCCACCAUUAGACUUGACCUCUGCCAACCUCUUUCGCGUGACCACACCAGAAAAUUACUUGGGCUUUGUGCUCAGAUAUCUUCCUUGAGAGUAGAGGUCGUAUGAUAGCCUUUCCAGCACGAUUCACGAACGUAAUGAUAGCAGUGACUUGCAAAGUCGUGCUCCUCGUGCGGCAUAUUGCAAUAUCCUCUGUCAUUGGCGUGGCAAUUUCAUGGUCAGGACAUUCCUGAGUGUCGUACUAGGAUCAGAGGUGUAUCGCAGCUGCGCAAAG